This is a messenger RNA of Gigantopelta aegis, 477 nucleotides long. RefSeq lists its product as uncharacterized. NCBI's taxonomy places the organism in Eukaryota, Metazoa, Mollusca, Gastropoda, Neomphalida, Peltospiridae. Gene Ontology annotation, molecular function: nucleic acid binding. The coding region runs from base 1 to 477 and encodes 158 amino acids. The transcript has 2 exons. The record is from RefSeq and is a predicted model, not a curated record.
AUGGUGGUCACACUAGGGGAGGAUGCCCCUUCAUACGACAUGGUGAAGAAGUGGGCUGCUGAAUUCAAACGUGGCCGGGAGAAUCUGAAAGACGACCCCCGUCCGGGAAGGCCAAUCACCGUCACCACACAGGAGACCAUUGCCAAGAUUCAUGACAUCAUCGUGGCAGACAGACGAGCAGAUCUCAACAGCUUUCUUCGGCGAUUUGUGACUAUGGAUGAAACCUGGGUCCAUCACUUCCAACCAGAGACGAAGCAACAAUCGAAGCAGUGGAAACACCCAGGUUCUCCGCCUCCCAAGAAAGCCAAGACUGUGAUGGUGAUGGCCUCCAUUUUCUGGGAUGCAGAAGGAGUACUGUUGGUGGACUACCUAGACAAGGGUCACACUAUCACUGGGGCCUACUAUUCUGAUCUUCUGAGACAGCUACGAGAGAAAAUCAGAAUAGUAGGUCCCGGUGAUAGUGUGACCCUUGUCUAG